UAAUAAGAGCUAACAUGUAGUUAGUACGUAUUUAUUAAUUAGUUUCACUUCACGACUGUAGUAUUUUGGAUAUUAGUUAAAAAAUGAAAAAAGUUCCAUUUUGUCUGGUGUUAAUUAUUAGCAUAUCAUGCGAACGUCAAAAUAAAGAAAACGAAUUAUAUACAGAUUUGAAUAGAAAUUCGGAAAUUCAGACAAUUCAGUAUGAAGAGACACAUAAUUGCAUGAGCGGUGAACUCAUUUCGGAUCUUAAUCCUUCUAUCAUACCGUCACUAAUGGAUCCAUCAAAUUCUGUUGGAUUUUUACAACCUCAAGACAUUGAUCUAGCUGAUCGAUGUUUUCCCAAACCAGUAUGUGAUUCCACAGCUAAAUAUAGAACCAUGAAUGGGAGUUGUAAUAAUUUAUUAUUUCCAAUCUGGGGACAAUCUAACUCAGCAAAUAUACGAAUUAUUCAAGCGGACUAUUCAGAUGGUAAGAAUCAACCAAGAAGAGCAAAAUCAGGUAAACCAUUACCAAACGCAAGAAAAAUACGAACAACUUUGUUCCCGAGCGUCGAUAAUCCCUCACCUAAGUAUAAUACAUUGUUUAUGCAAUUUGGUCAAACAGUUGCACAUGAUACUGAAUUAAUACUUUCUAAAGUUUUAAGUAAUGGGAGUGACCUAGAAUGUUGCAAUCCAGAUGGAUCCACACCAAAAAUACUACCUCGAGAUUGCCUUCAAAUUACAAUCCCGCAUGAUGAUCCUGAUAGUCCAAAAACACGAUGUUUUUCCACUCCACGAGCCGCUGAUACAGCAGAUUUAGGUUGUGACAUAAAACCAGUCAGACAACAAAUUGCAGUUACCAGUUUCAUUGAUGCUUCAUUAUUAUAUGGUUCAAAUGAUAUUACAGCACGUUCUUUACGAACAUUUUCUAAUGGAAAACUUAGAAGACAAUUGGGACCUAAAGGAAAAUCAUAUUUACCUAACGUUAAACAAGCAACAAAAGAAUGUAACGUGGUUAAUGAUGGAACUGUGUGCUACGCAUCUGGUGAUGUAAGAGUAAACCAACAUCCCAACAUCGCAGUUCAGACGAUAUCACUAUUGAGACUACAUAACAUGUUGUGCGAUGAUCUCAAAAAAAUAAAUCCCUCUUGGGACGACGAACGAUUAUACCAAGAAGCCAGAAAAUUACUCAUAGGAAUGUAUCAGCACGUGGUAUACAAUGAAUUCGUUCCUGGACUUCUAGGAAAAGAUUAUGCCAGAGCAAACAAAUUACUACCAUUAAAGAAAGGUUUUAAUAUGGAUUAUGAUAAAUUUUUAAAUCCAACUACGAUAACCAGUUUUACCGGUGCAGCAUACAGAUCACUUCAUAGCGAAAUACAAGGAUUUAUGGAUUUGGUAAAUGAAGCCAGAAAAGUUACGUCAAAAAUUCGUUUGAGUGAUUUUUUUUUAAGAACUGACAUAGUGCAAAGAGGAGACAAUUAUGAUAGUUUUACUAGAGGUUUACUUAGCCAAAUUACGCAGGACCAAGAUCAAUUUUUCACAUCUGAGGUUAGCGAACAUCUAUUUAGAGAUCCAAACAAAACAGAAGGAUUCGAUUUAGUCAGCUUUGACUUGGAACGUGGUAGAGAUUUUGGAGAACCAUCAUACAAUAAAUUUAGGCAACUGUGCGGAUUGAGUGAAGCCAAGACUUUUGAUGAUUUUACAGAUCAAAUAACAAAAAAAAAUGUUGAUACUUUAGCUAGCUUGUACGAGCAUGUCGAUGAUGUAGACUUUUACGCGGCUGGUUUGCUGGAAAAACUGAAACCGGGAUCUUCGUUAGGUCACACAUUUCAAUGUAUUUCUGGAGAAAUGUUUUUCAGAUGGAAAUUUGGCGAUCGAUUCUUUUACGAAUUUGGAAACCAAACUGGAUCUUUUCGCUUAGAUCAACUUGAUGAAAUACGAAAAACAUCAUUAUCACUAAUCCUGUGUAUGACAUCAGACAUUCAAUCUGUACAACGCAAUGCUUUUGAUGUAAUCAGUAGUCAAAAUAAACUGGUACCUUGCAGUUCCUUACCAAAACUCAACCUGGAUCCUUGGAAAGAAUUUUAAUACACCAUACCUAAUAUUGUAGAGCCUAUAUACUGUUUGUCUUUGGUAAUAAAUUAAUAAUUGGACACUAA
Messenger RNA from Aphis gossypii (cotton aphid), 2137 nucleotides. RefSeq names its product peroxidase-like. Gene Ontology annotation, molecular function: peroxidase activity; heme binding. NCBI's taxonomy places the organism in Eukaryota, Metazoa, Arthropoda, Insecta, Hemiptera, Aphididae. The record is from RefSeq and is a predicted model, not a curated record. The transcript has 13 exons. Gene Ontology annotation, biological process: response to oxidative stress. The coding region runs from base 84 to 2066 and encodes 660 amino acids.